This is a messenger RNA of Trichoplax adhaerens, 906 nucleotides long. RefSeq lists its product as uncharacterized. The annotation marks the transcript as partial. NCBI's taxonomy places the organism in Eukaryota, Metazoa, Placozoa, Uniplacotomia, Trichoplacea, Trichoplacidae. The record is from RefSeq and is a predicted model, not a curated record. Gene Ontology annotation, molecular function: G protein-coupled receptor activity. Gene Ontology annotation, biological process: G protein-coupled receptor signaling pathway. The transcript has a single exon. Gene Ontology annotation, cellular component: membrane.
UUAACUUUCGUUUGUAUAACUUUAUCCAUCUUUGUAGUUAGUUUUGCAGCCAAUUUAAUUGUUGCUGGUACUAUAUUGUGUCGGAAGCAUCUGCGAAAUAUCACUCAUCUCUUUGUCUUCAAUCAAUGUAUCGCUGAUCUCAUUCGUGUAUCAUUGCAAAUACCUCCAUUAGUGGUUAAUAUGUUACUAGGCUAUUGGCCAUUUGGUCCUGUCUACUGUAACUUGAGUUAUCCUAUUACCAUUUUUUUGAUGUCUGUAUCUAUAUUAAAUGUUUGUAGCAUUAGUAUUGAUCGCUAUUUUUCCAUCACAUCACCAUUAUUGUAUCAGGCCAGACAAAUUAUGAGUAAGAAAAUUGUGCUUGUCCUCUUGCUUUUUGUUUGGCUCGAACCGCUUGUAAUUGCUCUAUUGCCUAUGUUUGUCUGGCGUGAUAUCGGCUAUGAUCCUCGACCUGGUUCUUGCUUUGUUCAAUGGACAGCCGCGCCUAGCUUCGAACGACCGUACCUAGUUUGCCUUAUGGUAGUAAAUUUCUUCGUGCCAUGCCUUGCUAUGAGCAUGAUUUAUGCUCGCAUUUUUGUCAUCGCUUCUAAACAUGCUAAACGUGUUAAAUAUGAAUCCUCAGCGUAUAGUAUUGAAGCAUCAACUAGAGCGCGUAUUGAUGCUAAAGAUAUUCGAAUAAUUGCAGUCUUGGCAACGAUCGUUGGAUUCUUUUUAAUAUGCUGGUUGCCAUUUUUUAUCAAUGGGCUUGUAUUAUUAUUUAGCCCUAGACUGAUGUCUACUGUAUUAUAUACGGCAUCAGUUUACCUCUCUUUCGCCAAUGCUGCUAUCAAUCCAUUAAUUUAUGCAAUUUUUACGCGUGAUAUACGACAUCAGAUAUGUUUUUUAUUCUGUCGCCCAUUAGCGUCACGU